UUUCUCUGCCCCGGCAGUGCGCGGUCCUCCGGACAAACUCUUGAACGCCGCACGCGGACGAGAUAUUGCAGUGAGAACGAGACUCGUUAAACAGACCGUAUACUCCACCGGAUUUGCUCGGUGACAAAGACGUUUUUGGAUCCUUCUACCAGGUUAUACGAAACAUAUUAUUAUAAUCAGACCAGCUCGCUGUUUCAAAGAUUCAUUCCAGCCAGUUUGCCAGCUGGUGAAGUAAGCUCAUCGGAUUCAGUAUGGCAAAGAGCGAAAUCGCCGAAUUCUUCCACGGCCGGUCCGUGUUCGUCACGGGCUGCACGGGCCUCAUGGGCAAAGUGCUCGUCUGGAAACUGUUGAACAGCUGUCCGGAGAUCAAGAACAUCUUCGUGUUGAUCAGGUCGAAAAGGGGCAAGUCAGCACUGCUGCGGUACCAGGAGAUAAUUAAAGCGCCGUUGUUUGACUCGAUCAGAAAAACGAACGAAUCGCUGUUGUCCAAGCUGCAAGUGGUUUGCGGCGACGUGGGCGCCGACGAGUUGGGUAUUUCGCCGGAUAUGAAGGAGAAAAUGAUCGCCGAGGUUUCGAUUGUCUUCCAUGGGGCUGCCACGCUGAACUUGGACGCUUCGCUGUCAGAGGCCAUCAAUUUGAACACGACCGGAACGCUGCGCAUGCUUGAGUUUUGCUCCGCAAUGAAGAACCUCGAGGCUUUCAUACAUUUUUCCACGGCUUUCUGUCACGUAGACUUGGAAACGCUGAACGAGGAGGUGCAUAAAUCGACUUUCGACGCGCACAAUAUAAUGAAGUUGCAGUCCUGGCUCAACGAGACCUCAAUCAAGAAGGUCACAGCUCACUUGAUAAAUCCGCAUCCGAACACUUACACUUUUUCCAAACGACUGGCUGAGGACGUGGUCAGUGAAUUCUACCCCAAGCUGCCGGUGGUCAUUGCCAGACCUUCCAUAGUGACUCCGGCGCUCAAGGAACCACUGCCCGGCUGGGUAGACAAUCUAAAUGGGCCUAUAGGAAUAUUGGCCGCAGGCGGAAAGGGCGUACUUCGGUCCAUAUUGUGCAACCCGAAGUACAACGCAGAAGCAGUGCCGGUGGACUUUGCGAUAAACGCCGUGAUCGCGAUCGCAUGGAAAACGGCAACGACCAAACAAAAUACCAGUGGUAUUCCAGUUUACAAUUUGACGCAGCAUAACCUGAACCCGAUCACUUGGCACACGGUUAUGACCAAAGGCAGGGAGGGGACCAUGGAAAAUCCUUUCGAACUCAUGCUGUGGUAUCCGACCGGAGGGAUCACGUCCAACCGAUUUCUUCAUACUUACAAAGUAAUCUGUUACCACUGGAUACCGGCCUAUCUCAUUGACGGAAUCAUGUUAUUACUUGGACAGAAGCGCUUCAUGUUGAGAGUCCAGCAAAAGAUAUCGGACGGUCUCCGCGUGCUUCAAUACUUCACCAUGCGCAAGUGGGACUUCCCAAACGAUCGGCUGCUAGCGUUGCGCGAGAGCAUGAACGACGUGGACCGCCGGGAGUUCAACAUGGACUUCGAGAAAAUGGAUAUGAACGAUUAUUUUAGAAAGUGCAUUUUGGGAGCCCGCCAGUACUGCCUUCGUGAAGAUCCAGCCACCAUACCCAAGGCCAGAAAGACAUUGAAAGUAUUGUACGUGUUGGAUUUGGUGGUGAUCUAUCUAAAGUACGCCCUCGUCGCCUGGUUUUUGUACAAGGUGUACCAGGUGGUCUCCACGGCUUUUUGAGAACGCACGUAAAUUUGCAUCCGCUAAACGACAUAUAUAAACCGUUACAAAAUCUAAAUAGUAUACACACGUGUAUUGCCUAACCGUAUUCCGCCAUCGAAUCCCAAAUAUUGUUAUUAUUAUGUAUUAUUAUUAUUAUUACAAUUUUUUUAUUGUUAUAUGAUCAUUUACCUGUUUACUACUCUGCUAGUUAAUAGGAAGGGGUGUGAAAGGUUCAGUAAGUUAUUGGCAGCCGCGAGCACGAACCUGACGCACCACACAUUUUAUCCACGUAUUAUUAUUAUUAUUAUUAUUAUUACUUUGUUUUUAAUGUUGUUGUUGUAAUUAUAAUUAUUCAAAACGACA
Molecule: messenger RNA, 2090 nt
Organism: Sipha flava (yellow sugarcane aphid)
Lineage: Eukaryota; Metazoa; Arthropoda; Insecta; Hemiptera; Aphididae
Product: putative fatty acyl-CoA reductase CG5065
Exons: 10
Coding region: 252-1745 (497 amino acids)
Biological process (GO): long-chain fatty-acyl-CoA metabolic process
Cellular component (GO): peroxisome
Molecular function (GO): alcohol-forming very long-chain fatty acyl-CoA reductase (NADP+) activity
Source: RefSeq, a predicted model, not a curated record